GCCGACUGCGUCUUAAAUCCGGCUGGAGUCGGAGGCUCCGAUACGAUAACCUCAAUCAGAACCUUGCUCUAUAACCCAAAUACCUGGUAUCAUCUCCUUGGUAUCUAUCGCGUAUCUCAUAUCUUAGCCAGGAAUCAAGUGCACGGUGGCUUACCUACGGUAAGUUCCUCAAAGGGUUUAUAUAUGGGGUCCACUCAUUUCCUCUCGCAUGGCAUCGAUUUUGAAGGUUACCGUGUUGUGUUGUUCUCGUUUUUUGUACAAUCGAACACGCGACAAUCUCCAAGAUGGCUCGUCUUAGUCCCAUGUUUUUGGUCUGCAUGAUCGCUGCGCUGAAUUGCGCAAGCGUCGGGUAUGACACUAGCAUGAUGUCCUCCUUGAACAUUUCGGAAACGUUUAAGACAAGGUUUGGCAUAGAUUCAAACACAAAAGGGUUGCUCACUGCCGUCCAAAACCUUGGUUCCAUCGUGGGAAGUCUCUUUUCCGGUUACAUCGUUGAUCAUUGGGGCCGACGAGGAGGCAUAUUGACCUCGGCGUGCAUCGUGCUGGUCGCCACGGUCCUCCAUAGUUCGGCGACAACCCUUGCGCAAUUCUUUGUCGCACGGAUUGUCUUUGGCUUUGCAAAAGCUAUAGACAUUGCAUCUGUGCCAACUUACCUUGUGGAACUGUCGCCGCCGAAGCACCGUGGUUUCGUUUCCGGUUUAUACUGGACCUGUUGGCUCGCGGGUGCCAUUAUAUCCGCCGGCGUAGGAUAUGGAGCAAGAAGGGUAGAAGGUGACUGGAGUUGGCGUAUCGUUUGCAUUUGCAUGGCCGCUCCCGCAUUGAGUUGCAUCAUCUCCAUAUUCAUGGUUCCCGAGUCCCCACGCUGGCUUAUGUCUCGCGGCCGAGAGCCCGAGGCACUUGCCGUGCUUGCUAGAUUCCACGGCCGUGGCGACGAGACUCACCCCCUGGUUGUCGCGGAAUUCAGAGACAUCAAGGAGACGAUCACCUUCGAGAAGGAAAACAGCUUCCCCACUCUUUAUGCUUGGUGGAGGGCCUUCUUAAGCGAUAAGGCAAAUAUUCGCCGCGGCUUCAUAUUGAUCACACUUGGGAUGUUUGAACAAACAGUUGGAUCUAAUAUCAUCACGUUCUAUCUCGACGACGUCCUCGCCUUGGCUGGCAUCACUUCCGAAUCAAGCAAGUUCGCAAUCAACCUGAGUCAGAAUUGUGUGGCUUUUGUCAUCGCACUUAUUGGUAUCUGUCUUGUUGAUAAAGUGGGUAGGGUUCCCAUGCUUGUUGGCGGAACACUAUGGUCAGGUGCUGUAUUAGCUUGCAUGGCCGGCCUUUCAGCGGCAGCCAUUGAUACCGUAGGUGGAAGAAAUGCGAUCAUAGCUAUGGUCUAUAUUUUCCAGGUUGGAUACGCUAUAAGUUGGACGCCGUUGUCAUUUUCGUAUUGUGCAGAGAUGUUGAACUUCACAAUUCGCGCGAAAGGCAUGGGCUUCUACACGAUCUUCGAUUCUUUGGUUGGUUUCUUCUGCCAAUAUGUUAUUCCGAUAGGUCUGUCUGGGAUCGGAUGGCGAUUUUAUAUCAUAGGAGUUGUAUGGAAUAUCUUCGCCGCUCUCGUUAUCUACUUCACCUAUGUCGAAACUAAGGGCUUGACCCUUGAGCAGAUCGAUAACCGCCUUCGUGGAAUCCCAGUUGAUCAAUUAGAUGUGAUUGAAGCCUACGACGGUAACAAACCAAUUACGGAUAGUGAACUUGGAAAGUCGGCUAGCGAGACGACUAAGACCCCGGAUACAAAGACUUUGGAAGUCCAGGUAUAAUAAGAUAGAUGAUAGGCUAUGACUUCUUGUAUUGGUUUAUAGAAUUGUUCCGUUUAACAUCCAUCCCUCCAUUUCAUAGUUACCA
Molecule: messenger RNA, 1884 nt
Organism: Annulohypoxylon maeteangense
Lineage: Eukaryota; Fungi; Ascomycota; Sordariomycetes; Xylariales; Hypoxylaceae
Product: general substrate transporter
Exons: 6
Coding region: 285-1799 (504 amino acids)
Biological process (GO): carbohydrate transport; transmembrane transport
Cellular component (GO): membrane
Molecular function (GO): carbohydrate:proton symporter activity
Source: RefSeq, a predicted model, not a curated record